Messenger RNA from Podospora anserina S mat+, 504 nucleotides. RefSeq lists its product as uncharacterized. Bases 1 to 504 code for a protein of 167 amino acids. The record is from RefSeq and is a predicted model, not a curated record. NCBI's taxonomy places the organism in Eukaryota, Fungi, Ascomycota, Sordariomycetes, Sordariales, Podosporaceae. The transcript is spliced from 3 exons.
AUGGCGUCCAUGCUCGAGGCCCUCCAUCCUUACCCCCAGGACCGACUCCAUCUGCGUCUUCACCGCGCACGAUCAGUCGUGCUGACGAGUCAAGAGCUGGUGGAAAUCCGCGCUGCCCAACGAACCUUUGAGGGUGCCUAUAUGCGCACGGCUCUAUCACAGUUCUCCUUUGCGCUAGUCAUCCUCAAGAUUUUCACCUCGGAGUUCUACCCCAUAGGAGCCUUAUUCGCUUGUUAUGGUACGGCUAUUAUGCUAGUCGCCAUCUACCGGCGGUACGAAGGCAACCGUCAGUUCUUUGAUUCGGUCGAGAGCGAAGACGAAAGUAGUAGCGGCGAAGAAAACGAUCCAGCAACCCCAACAGGCCUUACCGUACGGGGGCGAAGAAGGACCCUCGUUGUCAAGAAGAAAUUCCGGACCAGCGGUAACAGCGUGGCGUUGCUCGUUUUGUUGAGCUUCAUGUGCUACGUUGCGUUGAUGGUGUUGUUGUGGAAGCUCACAGGUUGA